UCUGGUGUGGAAAUCCUGCUGACGUCACAUUUUGUGUAGUUGCCCGCGACCACGUGCGUGAACUGGCAGACAGGAGGAUAUUUAUUUGUCAAUGAAUUAUGUAAAAAUCCUAUGCUGCAUACAAUCCUAAGGUGAAAGAAUAUCUUAAAUGCAGGAUGUAUUUAGUUUACUCCAUAUUUAUCAUAGCGUUGAUGGAAUGUUUGACAGAUGACUUGUUUUUUUACAUUUGACAUGGUUUAAUUCUUACUUUGUAUCCCCCAAUAGGAUUUUUGUAACUAACUCGGUAUGUUUGUAUAUUUUUUUCUCAUCAAUUACCGCGAGGACAGGGACCAUGUAGCUCUGGGAGUUUCACGGAAGUGACGACUAUUAUACCGAUGGCGGCCCUCAUUACGGUUCCGGCUUGGAAGCUAUUUUGACGGCGUCCACUGUGACUUUCUGCGUGUUUUUUUAAAUGGUCUCAAAUAAUCAGAUAUUGAAGGGUACCUUACUAAGUGCACUUGGCAAUGCUUAAUACAGGUUUCCAUUGAAGCAGCAACUUGGCUAGUUAUUGUCCGAGACAUUUACUCCAAACUCCACAAGACAGUCUUGCUACAGGUUAUCCGUGAACGCUAAGAAUGUCUUCUUGACAAAACCAACUCAUAGCUUUUUGCCCAUUUAGUCGGGGCUUUUAUUUUGUGUUAGGUAUAACGUUAGUUGUUGUAGAGCGAGGUCUUCAAGGGGAAAACAGGCCGGCCCAAUAACUGGGUUAUAACUGUUAAUAUAAAGAGUCGACGUACAGGUAGGGGAUUCUGGAGGGAAGUGGCUAGCUUUUAGCUGGCUACUAUUGUAGCUAGCUGAAGCUGGACUCUCUGCUUUAUCAAAGUCGUUUGGACCUGGACUAUCAACUUUGUGGACCAAUUUUGGAUUAUACGCUUGGAGGUUUGCUGCAUCGAUCUUGACGUACCAACAUGCUGAAAACUCGUCAGUGUUUACUCGGGAUUAGGACUUUUCUUGGAGUGGCGUCCAGAAUAUGGGGUUUCAUUUUGUACAUACUCAGGAAGCACUUAAGAACGAUAAUUCAGUAUCAAACAGUGCGCUAUGACAUAUUACCUCUCUCACCUGUGUCCAGGAAUAGACUGAAUGCUGUCAAACGUAAAAUCCUGGUGCUGGAUCUGGACGAGACGUUGAUCCACUCCCACCAUGAUGGGGUCUUGAGACCUAAUGUCCGACCUGGCACGCCACCAGACUUUAUCCUUAAGGUGGUAAUAGACAAACAUCCAGUAAGGUUUUUUGUCCAUAAACGACCACAUGUGGACUUCUUUUUAGAAGUGGUAAGCCAAUGGUAUGAGUUGGUGGUGUUCACAGCCAGUAUGGAGAUCUAUGGCUCAGCUGUGGCAGAUAAAUUGGAUAAUAAUAAGGACAUUCUGAGGCGCAGAUACUACAGACAGCACUGCACUUUGGAUCUAGGUAGCUAUAUUAAGGACCUGUCGGUGGUGCAUAAUGACCUGUCCAGUAUAGUCAUACUGGAUAACUCUGCUGGAGCGUAUCGCAGCAACCCAGACAAUGCAAUACCAAUCAAGUCGUGGUUCAGUGAUCCUAGCGACACUGCACUUUUAAAUUUGUUGCCGAUGUUGGAUGCACUAAGGUUUACGUCGGACGUCCGAUCCGUCCUCAGUCGAAACCUACACCAGCAUCGACUGUGGUGAUUCUGUCCACUGGGGCCUGCCUUCUCUCCGAGCCCCAGCUCUCGGUUUUGUGAAAAUGCCUCUCGCUGCCGUUCGUUAGCCCCAUAGACCCUUCAUCCACUACUGAAGCAGUCAGCCCUUCGUCUCCAUACCACUUCUGCUGAGGAAGUGGCGUGCACAGAGUUUGAGGAAUGGGGAAGAUAACGAUUUUAGAGACUCAUAUGGACUCUUACCACUGGGGCAGAGAGGCCUGCAUCUAUGAUGAUUUUUUUUCCUUUUUUUUCUAUUGUCCAAAAUGGAAACUUUGCCUUACAGUCCUGGGAUUCUGAGUGUGCAUGUUGAGUAUUCGUGCGAGAGUGCUUGUGUUUCAGCAUUUUUUUCUUUUCUUUUUAAUACAGAAGAAACAACUGUGGCUAAAUGGUCUUUCCCCUGUCACUGUCAGGGCACUUAUUUCCCCCCAGAUCUUUAUUAGUCCAGGUUUUACACCAUACCCAGCUCUUGUCCCUUCCUGUCCUCAGCCUUGCUGACUACCAUGCUCAGGUAAAGUCACGUCAUUGGUCCCCAUCACUGGAAUGUGAUGAGCCAUUAAGUAUUUUUAAAUAUAGAUUUUUUGUUGUUGUUGUCCAUAGUGACGAGCUGUGGUUCAAAUCUCAAUGAAUGAGUUAUUAGCAAUAUCAACUAUUUAUCCUAUGAUAUUGAUUUUUAUUGAGAUCUCGCUUGGGCAGAAUCUAAGAAGAAUUGUAAUAAUUUGUAAGGGAAAAAAUUAAAGACUAUUUUUACUGUUGUAAAAGAUUUCUGCUCUCUCCCCAGAAAUCAACCAAAAAAAUAAACAAAUAAAAUAA
Messenger RNA from Sardina pilchardus (European sardine), 2506 nucleotides. Its product is annotated as CTD nuclear envelope phosphatase 1A-like. The record is from RefSeq and is a predicted model, not a curated record. The transcript has 8 exons. NCBI's taxonomy places the organism in Eukaryota, Metazoa, Chordata, Actinopteri, Clupeiformes, Clupeidae. Bases 948 to 1685 code for a protein of 245 amino acids. Gene Ontology annotation, molecular function: phosphoprotein phosphatase activity.